CACUGGAGCUCAGAGACUCAUGAAGGAGGGGGUUGUGCACAGACCAUUGUAAAACCAGCAAGCAGUAAGUCAGCUAUAGGACUUAGAUAAUAAAAUGCCAGCACGAUGCCCCUCACUGAUGAUACCACUCUAAUUAAAGAUAGCAUGGAAGAAGUUUCUCCUAUAUGUUUGCUGCCAGAACUAUAUGCAUUUGCUGAGGAUUUUAAAAAGGAGAGCAAAAAAAGUAUGAGCCAGAAAAUUCACAGUAUGUCUCUUAGUGAUGCACAGAAAAUGCUUAGUCAAAACUUGCAUGUGAUGUUCAUAAACAGAACUGGUAUGAGAAGCAGAGCCUCCCAAACUGUUCUUAUGUGCACACUGCAUCAAAAUGAGGACCAGGAGAAGCCCAAGUCCAUGACUGACGUCCUCCACGACAGCUUACUUUCAGGCUCCCUGUCGGCAUUGCACAAGCUACAGAAGACCCAAGAGAGACUCCUGCGGAGAGGAAUCCCUCCUCCCGUGCACACCUUCCCUUAUGAGAUUCUGUUCGACUCUGCCACCCCACCAGCUACAGCCUCCGUCUGGAAGAAAGUUCAGAGCACCUUGACAUUUUACAAUCUGGCCUUGCCCAAAGCUGCCUCAGAAAAAUUUGUCAUUGAAGAAAAAGCUCCUCAAUACUUUUUAAUUAAUCCAGGUAAUCUAAACAGAUGAGGCCACAUGGAGGAAAAUUGAUGGAGAGCUUAAUCCAAAAUUGACCUAGCUUUCUGGAGCAGAAAGAGUCAAAUAUUGAACUGGGGAAUCUUGCUGUUCUGGGUUUGUGGGUGCUACCAUGUGUAAAGUAGAGAACACAGAUCCAAUAGUUCCAGGGCUCAACUUGCACCCCCGGAAAAUUAUAUUAUUUAGAAACAUCAUUUAAACCUUUUUUUAGAAAAAGAACCAGUUUGGCUUGGAUGCUCACGCUCCCCUGAUUUUGAUUCCCAAGUUCAUCAAGCAUCGACUGAACCGUGACUUUAUCUGUUUUUUUAAGUGACUUUAGCACAAUUGAGGGUUUAUUUUAGCAGCAUC
Molecule: messenger RNA, 1041 nt
Organism: Echinops telfairi (small Madagascar hedgehog)
Lineage: Eukaryota; Metazoa; Chordata; Mammalia; Afrosoricida; Tenrecidae
Gene: CUNH9orf153
Product: chromosome unknown C9orf153 homolog
Exons: 3
Coding region: 106-687 (193 amino acids)
Source: RefSeq, a predicted model, not a curated record